Molecule: messenger RNA, 2210 nt
Organism: Jaculus jaculus (lesser Egyptian jerboa)
Lineage: Eukaryota; Metazoa; Chordata; Mammalia; Rodentia; Dipodidae
Gene: Ppt1
Product: palmitoyl-protein thioesterase 1
Exons: 9
Coding region: 1-921 (306 amino acids)
Biological process (GO): nervous system development; receptor-mediated endocytosis; protein depalmitoylation
Cellular component (GO): lysosome
Molecular function (GO): palmitoyl-(protein) hydrolase activity
Source: RefSeq, a predicted model, not a curated record
AUGGCGUCGCCCGGCUCCCUGUGGCUGCUGGCCGCGGCUCUGGUGCCCUGGUCCUGCGCCGCCCCGGCGCUGGAGCUUCGCGACCCGCCCGCGCCGCGGCCGUUGGUCAUCUGGCAUGGGAUGGGAGACACCUGUUGUAAUCCCCUGAGCAUGGGUGUCAUUAAAAAAAUGGUGGAGAAGAAAAUACCUGGAAUUUACGUCUUGUCUUUAGAGAUUGGGAAGAACAUGAUGGAGGAUAUGGAAAACAGCUUCUUCUUGAAUGUCAACUCCCAAGUGUCAACAGUAUGUCAGAUUCUUGCUAAGGACCCUAGGCUACAGCAAGGCUACAAUGCUAUGGGAUUCUCCCAGGGAGGCCAAUUUCUGAGGGCAGUGGCUCAGAGAUGCCCAUCACCUCCCAUGAUCAAUCUCAUCUCAGUUGGGGGACAACAUCAAGGUGUCUUUGGACUCCCUCGAUGCCCAGGAGAGAGCUCUCAUGUCUGUGACUUCAUCCGAAAAACACUUAAUGCAGGGGCUUACUCCAAAGUUGUCCAAGAACGCUUGGUACAAGCAGAAUACUGGCAUGAUCCCAUAAAGGAGGAUAUAUACCGGAACCACAGCAUCUUCUUGGCAGACAUAAACCAGGAGAAGAGUGUCAAUGAGACCUACAAGAAGAACCUGAUGGCCCUCAAGAAGUUCGUGAUGGUGAUGUUCCUCAACGACUCCAUUGUGGACCCUGUGAUCUCCGAGUGGUUUGGAUUCUAUAGAAGUGGCCAAGCCAAGGAAACCAUUUCCCUCCAGGAGACUCCUCUAUACACAGAGGACCGCCUGGGGCUACAGCAAAUGGACAAAGCAGGACAGUUGGUGUUUCUGGCAGUAGAAGGGGACCAUCUUCAACUGUCUGAAGAGUGGUUUUAUGCCCAUAUCAUACCCUUUCUCAAAUGAAGCAUUCUUGUGGGUUGCAUUGGAGCUUGGGGAGACUAGCUUUUCCAAGCCGUGUGGAGUUUUCUUCAUGCCCACCCCUGAACUCUGAUACAGCUUGUAACUAGUCUUUCUCUACUGUUAUCUAACAUGCCCUACUUGGAAAGAUCUAAGAUCUGAAUCUUAUCCUUUGCUGCCUCCUAUCACCAUAUGGUGUUGAAUUCAAGUUUAAUUAGCUAGUAACUGUGGAGCUUCUUUUACCACCAAGGUCAAGCGCAGGCUUUGGAGAGGGCACUACAGCAGCUGCAGGUCUAUGAUGGCACCCAGGCCAGGCCUGAAAGGAGACUGAAUCAGUGAAAGCUGUGAGUUUCGGGAGAACAGGCUUGAGGUGCUUCCUUACUUCCUCAGUGUUGCGGGUGCAGGAAGUCCUUGCGAAGUACCGUGCGGAUGUCUAUGCACCAUUUCUUUUUCUGUGGUACUUAGGGCAGAACUCAGGAUCUUACAUAUGCUAGGCAACCAUUUUACCCUCAACCCAACUGCAUGAUUUCUUAAAGCUGCUUUCCUCUGAGUAUGCGGCCUUCUUGCAACCUUAGCAAUUACUAGCCAGAUUUCACAGGCCUAUCAUCGGGCCUUUACAGCUCACUUUGUCUCCUCUGGUAGCCAAGAGUUAGUCUUUUGACACAAAAGGGAAGAACUGGGUUGCUAACAAAUGUACAUCUUGCAUAACUCACGACAGUGGGGGAGUUGAUGAAACCAUGGGAGUGGAAGUGAAGAGGAGGAAGUUCUCAUUCCUCCUUUGACUGCUCUUAGAACAAGUGGUCUGCUUGUUGGUUAGGCACUGCUGACAUGCGCAAAGAGGAAGAAUGAUCUGAAAAAGACGUGGUUUUUAAACACCCCCCCCCAAUCAAAUUUACUAGCACACCAAACUGUUGCUGGUAUAUUGUGUGAAAAAGAUCGAUUUUACUCAAAAAACCUUGACCGCUUUGCACUUCCCUUCCCUUUUGGAGAUCAACCAUAUUAAAAACUGAAUAUCUCUGAUGGUUACUAAAGAACACUGGCCACCAGUCCACCAUCGGCUACACUGUCUCAGCACUGAAACGUUCACCCAUCAACACUGGAUGCUCUCUAUAGAGUGCCAGUUUAGAGAAAUGAUUGUUUCCAAUGACAGCAUCUUGUCAGAUUUUACCCUUAAUCACAUUCGCCCCUUUCCUCUAUCCAACUUUACUCUUCAAGUAAAAGGUAAUGAAGGGCAAAAAGUGGGAGGAUGUGAAAAUCAUCUUAUGAAGUCAUCAAAAAUAAAGAGUAGUUUCUUA